UUAGGUUAUGUGACAAAUUAGUAACAAUUUUAUUUAAAAUUAUCUUUUUGUUUGUAGUACUAUUAUUCUGUCAUUGAUUUUGUGUAAAUAAUUUCAAACAUGAGGAGAUCUUUGCAAUUAUGCCAAAAGGUUGGCGAUUUAACAAAACAAUAUUCCAAUUUGCCAGAAAGCUACAUUAAGCGAAGCAUGGAACAAGUAUAUUGGAAAACUCCUAACAAACCGAAUUAUUCGAGGAAAGAAAUCAAAAAAAGGAAGUUCUACUUCGGAGCUCACCGACCAUGGUCUCAAGAAUUCCGACAAGAUAAUUCACCUCUUGAUGCCAAGAAAAAAAUCUUCAUCGAGCCUAUUAAAGAUUGGUCUUUCUUCAGAGGCGAUAGAGUAGAAGUACUUGUUGGAAAGGACAAAGGUAAACAUGGUAUAAUAGUUCAAAUAUUUCAAGAACGAAAUUGGGUUAUCGUAGAGGGAUUGAAUUGUUACCUAAAAACUGUUGGAAAAGAUAAAAAUUUCCCCGGAAUCACCAUCAAACAAGAAGCUCCAUUGCUUGUUACUAGUGAAGUCGCUUUAGUAGAUCCAACUGAUUUGAAGUCUGGACCAGUAGAGUGGCGCUACACAGAAGAAGGAGAAAAGGUUCGAGUAUCUGUUAGAACUGGAAGAAUAAUUCCAAUUCCGAAAAUGGCUUCCGAAACUUUUGAUUAUAAAACACCUUCAGCAUAUAUAGAACAACCAAAAGAUACUACAGCAGAUGCAGCAAGUCAAAUCACAUUUCAACCAAUGUUGAAAACAUUUGAGAUGGAUAUUAUGGAUAAAAUGGGUAUAAAAGAAGACAGAGUUCCUGGCAAAACCUAUUGGUAUUGAAGUAGUCUAUUUUGGUGAA
Messenger RNA from Ctenocephalides felis (cat flea), 874 nucleotides. RefSeq names its product probable 39S ribosomal protein L24, mitochondrial (gene mRpL24). The coding region runs from base 100 to 855 and encodes 251 amino acids. NCBI's taxonomy places the organism in Eukaryota, Metazoa, Arthropoda, Insecta, Siphonaptera, Pulicidae. Gene Ontology annotation, molecular function: structural constituent of ribosome; RNA binding. The record is from RefSeq and is a predicted model, not a curated record. The transcript has a single exon. Gene Ontology annotation, biological process: translation. Gene Ontology annotation, cellular component: ribosome; mitochondrion.